GAAAGCAAAUGCAUAACCCUCAGUAAGCUAUAUAAUGUCAGUUUUCAGCUCAGAUUUUCAGUGUCAACCAUGUAAGGAAGAAGAGGAUUCAAGGUAAAUAAUGUUUUGCACUCAAUGUGGAAAUCAGGUGGAAAGUUCAUUCCGAUUCUGUCCUCACUGUGGCUUCAAGUUAUUUGUCUUGACCCAAAAUGUGACCCUAGAUGUGGCCACGUCAGCAAAUCAACCCUCAGUCACUGCUGAGGAGAAGAACCAAGAAAAGGAUCAAGAAAAGGUUCCAAAAGGUGUUAAAGAAGAACGAGAAAACGCUACACAGAUAAAGGGGCAGUCGGCUAGUGAUGACUUAGAGGCAGCCAGAGAUGGGGCUACUCCACACCACCCAUCAAAUAACACAGCCAACCCAGCACCACUGGAAAAAGGAGCCACACCCUCAUGCCCCAACCAGACAGGUUCAGCUAAUGAAUCAUUGACUACCAAGAACACACAUGUCACAGAGACUUGUAAGAGGAAAGAGAGGCCUUCUGCUGCAGAAGAAAGUGACUCUCAACCAUGCAGUGAGGCAGCUCCUGGAUCAAACCGGUCUGUUUCCACUCCACCACCCUUCUCUACACCUGCCAGUGAUAAACUGACAGAGCAACAAACAGAGGCCCCAUCAGAUAUUCCAGCUAACAAGCAAAGUGGCAUUCAUUCUGGGCUAUUGUCUAACUCUGCAUCAGCUCCAACAUCAGCUAAAGAAACAGGCUCAACUGCACCUGAAUCAUCUGAGCAAACAUCUCAAGAAUGGGAUUCAGUGGCAAAGCAGCCUCCCUAUGAACAAGAUAAGGAUAAGACAAUCUCUAAUGAGACACAAAAUCUCUUUAGGAGGCCAGAUGAUGACGCUGCUUAUUUAGACUCUUUUCAGGGGAAGCCAUCUAGUGAUGAUUCUGAGCCAGCCAGAAAUGGCGUGACAACACAGGACUCAUCAGAUUACACUGCCAGCCCAGCACCACUGGAAAAAGGAGCCACACCCUCAUGCCCCAACCAGACAGAGCAACAAACAGAGGCCCCAUCAGAUAUUCCAGCUGACAAGCAAAGUGGCAUUCAUUCUGGGCUAUUGUCUAACUCUGCAUCAGCUCCAACAUCAACUAAAGAAACAGGCUCAACUGCACCUGAAUCAUCUGAGCAAACACCUCAAGAAUGGGAUUCAGUGGCAAAACAGCCUCCCUAUGAACAAGAUAAGGAUAAGACAAUCUCUAAUGAGACACAAAAUCUCCCUGGGAAACCAGAUGAUAAUGAAAAGCACACCAAAACUGACCAGCAUACAUUCGCUAAACAAAAUGACAAGAAAGAAGACCAAGCAGCCAUAGAUGAGAGAAAAGCCCCAAAUACAAGAAAACCAGAGGAUUGUCUUGAUCCAUGUCCAGUGACUGAAGAAACCAGCCAAAACACUGAGGCUGUUGACACAAAAUCAAAUAAGAAAACAAACACAGGCCUUGCAGAGAGACAGGAACAGCAGCCAAGCAACGGAACAGUCAAUGUCUCCAGGUCACCAAUGCCCUCCUGCCCUCCUGAUCAGAGUGAGGACAAGGCGGGUUUUCUAGUGGCACCAAAUAUCUCAGGAACAUCCCCUGAACGUCUGACACCACAAACCGGAUAUGUGCAUGUGUACUUCCAUGCUGUCACUUCGAAAGACUUUCAUUUGGAUCCAGAAGAGGAUAAGAUUUUCUUAAUGUCUGAAAAAUUUUUUGGAAGUUGGAAUAAUCUUGGCCCGCAAAUGUCCUUCUCUAGGCAUCUUGGGGACAAGAGUUAUCUUGUUGAAGGGCAAGUUACGAUUCCCCAAAACAUGAUUCAUGAGAGCAUACCCUACAAAUACAUAAUUUGCAAGCACAAUGAAAUGCCCAUUUUUGAGGCCAUCUACCAGAAAGAUGGAAAUCAAUACGUCAACAGGUGCCUGAGAAUUGAAGAACCUUUUUUAACACAUGAAGGGGAGUGGCACCAGUAUGAUGAUAUGAUCCAUCCUGAUCUGAAGAAGGGUAACUGGUUUUCGAGUCCCAACAACAUUGUAAUAAAAGGCAGAGAUCUAGCUGGCAGGGUGAUGCUGAGUAUCAUAUUUGACCUUCUUACAACUUGGAAUGCACCAAAUGUGGAAAACUUCUUUUUACUGCUACAACAGUUUGUACAUACAUACAGCAAUCCUGUACUUCAUUAUGACACGGAAAGGCAAUGGGGAUUACCAUACGGUAGUAAACAGGUGAAAAUCCUGCUCAAACUUUAUCUGGAGGAAGUCAUCAAUCACAAGCCCGGAGAGCAGAAAGAAACAACAAAAUGCCUCUUACCUUUUCAUGCAGGAGUAGUUAGUUUGCUCAUUUACAACAAGUAUCUGAAAAACGACAUGACAGAUCAAUUAUCUCGUCUUUGUGAUAUCCUUUGCCUGCCUAAAAGGCCACAACACCAUUUCCCCUCUUUCUGGAAAGACUUUGCAAGCCCUUUAGCAGAUAAAAAGAGUGUUGCAGAUGCUGUUGAGAGGCUUUGCAACAAUGCCAGACAACACCAUAUUGACAAGUGGGUCUUGGUCAUCCCUCUGAUUCACCUACUGAGAGGAGAAAGCAAACCUUUUGAGUCAGUUCCACCUGUCUUGAAUCCACAGUUUGACUCCUGGACAAUCAGAGACAGAAAGAGAGGCGAUUAUGCUAGGAUCAUGAAAGACCAUGCGUACCUGCUGAACAUUGAUCAUCUUCUUGUGCGUACUUGGAUGCCUCUGCUGCAUGUGGAUCAUCUAAAAAGCUUCAUAUCCUGUGGGCAAGUGGAGCUUCUAGACAUUCUUCAUUGCAUACAGUUCAGUGUCAAAUAUGAAAUAACUCCCUCCAAAUGCAUGGCUUUGGGAAAUUUGGCGUCUCAUCUCAUCGACAGAGAAAGCCAUCGCAAUAAACGCUUUGAUGACAAAUAUGGAGAGUGUUGCCUGAAAACUGCAGUAAGGCUUCUCAGUUCUAUCUGCCAACACACAACAGAUCCAGACCUCUAUAAUGUUCCUAUUAAUUUCCUUGAGUUGGUUUGUCUGAUUGCCAAGGCAUACGACCACACAGAUUCCCAGGCAAGAGAGAGCAUUCAAGAGUCAAUCAGUGAGACAUUAGAAACAAUGAGGGAAUGGCAGCGAAAUACCUUCAGAAACAAACUGCUUAAUCCCCGGAAUUGUACGCAGUUUUCUGUACCCAAUGAAAUUAAGGUAUGGGACAUCUUACUCUCACUAUCCUUCAGUCUUGAGGAACAUACUUUAUUCUGGAGAACCACCUUCAUGGGAGAUUUUGAAGGAAAACUAAAACGAGAACUCCCUGUGGAUCAAAUUGAAAUAUACUCUAACACAAUGGAAAAACUGAGCCAGACAAGUCCAUUGUUAUGCAGCACGAUGGAGAAAUGUGCAUUGGAGGCAGUUGCUUCUAUUUGUCAGAAUCACUCUGGCAGAGCUGUUUCAGCUUUAUUUGAGAAACAUGAUAUCACAAAGUUUGGGAAGCUGAUGUCUGUUGUUGUGCUGGAGACAUGGCCCAAAGAUGAGAAUGGACAUUACACUGAGGGCGAGGACUUGAUAUUUGAGUAUCUUGUAAAUUGGCCCAUGGCCAAAACUCUUUUCCAGAUGGCAGGUGUAGGCGCAAGACUGAUCAACAAAUUGUCAGAUGAAGUGAAAAUCAGGAUGACAUUGGCGAGUUCAGCAUUCAAAUCUGUGUCAGAGAAGUUUCUAAGUGGAGCAAUCCAACUGAAUACUUUAAACCAAAUCCUCGAGAAAGAACGUGAAUUUGUUGACUUGCUGAAGAUAGAUGGCCUCUGCGAUGAUCGUCGUUGUAAAGAUGACAGAAAUAUGAGAACAUUACUGAAAAAAAGAAAAGAGGAAGCAGAAGCGGUCCAUAGGGAAAAGCAGCUGGUCAAGGGUCUUCUACAAAUCUGCCAGGAACUUCCACAACAUGUCAAAGUUGACUUUAAGGGGUUGGACAAAAAACUUCAUCAGAACAUGAAUCUAAAUGAAUUUAUGAAGGUUCACACUCUUGAUGGACAGACCUCUCCUACAAUUGGGCAAGUCACUUAUUUCAACCUAUGUGAUGUCACCCGUCAAAUGGCUACAGAACUGCAUGCCAUUAAAGACAGUGUAAUCUUUAAAAUGUGCUGGAUGAACCAAGUGGAAGAGCUGUCAAGAGAUACAGAUGACACUGGACAGCACAAUGGAAAUGAAGAAAUCUACACUCUUGACCUAGUCUACAGCAAAAUAUUCCAGAGCUGCUACAGCAAGUACAAAGGGCUCUAUGAUGGUCUGAAGAGUGGGGAACUGUUACUGGAGGAAAUAGACAGUGUCUUUGAGGACUAUAAAAGAAAUUACGAAGACCUGCAGAAAGAUUUAGACAUCAUGUGCAGAACAAAUCCAUCCGAUCAUGGAAAAUGGAUCAAAAGAAGGAUUCAGCAAAUUCAACAGUACCAAGAUCUUCAUCUUGCAGUGAAAUUAGCCAAAAUCAUCAUGGAUAUCAGGAACACAAUAUGUCCAGAAGGAGACUUCAAAGUACUGGAGAAAUUGCUGCAAAUGAGUCAUGCUGACUUCAAGAAAAACAGCCUGAAUUGCAUAGAUGACACUCUCAUAGAGGCCAAAAAUAUCCUGAUGGACAUUACAAAGGAUCGCACGGAAUGUCUUCAGAUACUCAGUCAGAGCAAAGAGUUUGUCCUGUGGGUUAAAGAAGCUCUUGAAGAUAUCAAUGAGCUGAAAGUUUUUGUUGACCUGGCAUCCAUCUCUGCUGGAGAAAAUGACCUGGAUGUGGAUCGCGUGGCCUGUUUUCAUGAUGCUGUCCUUGGUUACUCUUCAAUAUUGUAUGGACUGAAGCAGGACUCUAAUUUUGAGGCUUUCAAAGAGUCCUUGUCAAAAUUGUGGAAGGCACUUGAAAAUGACAGAAAUAUACCAAAGAAGCUGCGGGAUACAGCACGCUACCUGGAAUGGUUAAAGACUGUAAAGGAAAGCCAUGGAUCUGUCGAAUUUUCAUCCCUGUCCCUGGCUACAUCCAUCAAUGAGAAAGGGGUAUACACCAUCAAGGCCCAAACCCAGAAAAAACCUACUUUAGAGACUUCCCUGAUACUGCAAAUUCAGGACGGACAUGAAAAAAACAUGGCAUGCACAUAUGAGGACCUGAAAGAGUUGCAGAAUAAACUUAUGCUCAUGUCUGGAAGAGGGGAACAAAAACAGCGUGAAGUGGAACUCUUUGCAGAGGUGUUUGACAAUGUCCAAAGACUUGCCAAAGCCUUUGUAGACCUUUAUUCUGCAGGGAACCCACUCUUCAGGUGUUGGGAAGCUAAGAUUAAUUGCAAAACUCAGAGUGACCCAUGUAUAAUUAUGGAAAUCAACUUCUGCAAGACCCUGCAUCAUAUCCAAAUAUGUGGAAGUCUAGUUGAACAACUGACAGCACUGUCCAAGAAGAUGGAGGACUUUCUUGAUGACUGGCAAAACUUCAUGGACAAACAAAGAUCUGAUUACUACUACUUAAACUACUUCACAGCAGAACAAAUAUUCUACCUGUGCAGUGUUGUGACUCCGUCAAAUGUGAAUGCAGAAAUAGAGGACAAAGCGUUGAUGAUGCUCUCUUUUAUCAAACCAAACUGCACAACAUCAGAUGUCUGGAGCACAUGGGGAAGGUUUCACAACCACUUUGAGCCUGGAAAAAGGAUGAAUGAAGACACUCACUUUCAAAGUCACUUUCUUCACCAGGAAGACAGCAAUAUGUCUUUAGCCGAUGCAAGUCAUUUUACAGCUGAUAAUUCAGCAGACCAGACUGUUGGUUUGAAAGAACUGGAACAGUUGUGGAAUGGCUACAUGAAGAAUGAGGGAAUAUUUUUCCAUGACCUUUUGGACAUAAGGAGUUUAGGGGGUAUGUUGAAAAUGAUGACUAUCACAGAAAACCAAAGUGAAAAUGAAUGGGAAGAACCAGGGCUAUCAGAGUCAAAAGACAAUUCACUCAGAAGAAUUCUCCCAAAAGGCCUCUUCUCAAACCAACCUAAUCUCAUAAUUUGCCCACACGAUGAGGUCCUGACUUCAAGUAUCUGCUUGUACAUGACCAGUGAGUAUGACCCACUGCCAAGUUAUGAUGAGGUUCUCUUGUGUACCCCUGCAACAACUUAUGAGCAAGUAGAGCUUUUCCUGAGGAGAUGUCUCACACCAGGUGACAUUGGCCAGAAGAUUUACACAAUGCUUUGGGCAGACCAACUAACCUAUGAUGUUAGCUGUGCAAUGGAGAAGUGUUUUCAAAAACUGCAUUCCCUACAGGAUUACACUCUAGUGAUUUUUUGCAGCUCUGACAAGGAGCACACUUACAUUCCUACUGCAUUCAGUCAGUUCAAAAGAGAUUUUGUCCCACAAGAGCCAUUGGAAAGGAUUCAGAAGUACUUAUCUAGGCAUUACACGGUCCCCUCCAAUCACAAGAAUGCUGUGUUCAAAGGCGGCCAUUCUGUGGGCAUUGUUGCUUCCCAACGUGCAGGAGUAGGCAAGUCAUUAUAUGUCCAAAGAUUGUAUGAAAAGCUGGAGAGAAGUGUUGAUCAAGAAACUGCAUUUAAGAAGUGCAUUCGACUAACUGAACAUGAAGUUGAUGACCACAAGGUUCUACAGUCUUUGUAUAAUGCACCAAAACAAAAAGAUAUCAAGGUCUUUCACUUUGAUGUGACAUCAUCGGUACAAAAAGGCUUGAAUGAAUUCCUAUUCAAGCUUUUCUUCUUGCGGUACCUGAUGGAUUCAGAUGGACUGAUGUGGCGCUGCAGCCACAAACACUUGUACAUCAUCGAGUUACUGGAAACCACAAAUCAUCAGGCCAGAUAUGCUCCUGGAACUGGUCGAAAGGAAAACUUUGCAUUCUUGGACGUUUUCCCGAAGGUGUUUUGUCGUCCACCAAAGGAGGUUAUGGCUUUAGAAAUGAGGAGAGGGGAAAACACUGACAUGGAGAGUGACGACCCCCUCAUGGAUGACGAAUGUUUCAGGAGUGAAGCUUAUCAAAGACCAUACCAGUACCUCACACGUUUUUACAACAAUAACAACCUUGACAAAUUCACUUACAUGGGCAUUGAAGGGACUCAUGCAAAAUGUCUUCAGAUACUCUUAAUCUACUGUGGCAUAAUAGAUCCAUCAUGGGCAGAGCUACGUAACUUUGUCUGGUUUCUUAAUCUUCAGUUGAAAGACUGUGAGAAUUCAGACUUCUGCAAAUUUGAGUUUGUUGGAGACACUCUUCAAGGGUUUAAAAACUUUGUGGUUGAGUUCAUGAUCUUGAUGUCCAAAGACUUUGCAACCCCAUCACUAUGCAUCACUGACCAGAGCCCAGGGAGACAACAAAUUGACAUCAGUGGGCUUAACGAAAGAGACUUAGCUCCAUUCCUCAUUAGAAAAAGGUGGGAGUCUGAGCCACAUCCAUACAUCUUUUUUAAUGAUGACCACAUGUCCAUGACUUUUAUUGGGUUUCACCUAGAGCUCAAUGACCAGAAUGGGGUUGAUGCCAUAAAUCCCUUGACAAGAGAAGUGAUCAAGAGAAACAUCAUGACUCGUGAACUGUACACUGGCUUAAGACUUCAGAGAGUCCCUUUCAAUAAGGACUUUGAUCAGCUUCCUCGAGAUGAAAAGAUUGAGCAUUUGUGCAGUGUGCUUGGCAUCAAGUGGCCAACAGAUCCAGAUGAGACAUACGAACUGACCACCGAUAAUAUUCUCAAAAUGAUGGCUAUUCAUAUGAGAUUUAGGUGUGGCAUCCCAGUCAUCAUAAUGGGUGAAACAGGAUGUGGUAAGACGAGGCUCAUAAAGUUUAUGUGUGAAUUGAGAAGGUGUGGAGCAGUGGCAGAAAACAUGAAACUGGUCAAGGUUCAUGGAGGAACAACAUCAGAAAUAAUAUAUGAAAAAGUGAGGGAAGCAGAAACUAUUGCAAAGACCAACAAAGAGAAUCUUGAAUUUGACUCAGUUCUCUUCUUUGAUGAAGCAAACACCACAGAAGCCAUCAGCAGCAUCAAGGAGAUAAUUUGUGAUAACUCUGUGCAGGGAAAACAACUUAGCUCUCAGUCAGGACUGCAGAUUGUUGCUGCAUGCAAUCCUUACAGGAAGCAUACAGACCAGAUGAUUGAAAGGCUAGAGGCUUCUGGAUUGGGCUACCGGGUCAGAGCUGAGGAGACUGGUGACAGACUUGGCUCCAUCCCUCUUCGUCAGCUUGUGUAUCGUGUUCAUGUGUUACCCCCCAGCAUGAUUCCUCUUAUUUGGGACUUUGGGCAGCUCAAUGACUCAACAGAGAAAAUGUAUAUUGAACAAAUAGUGCAAAGACAGGCUAAGGCCAACUUGAUUGAUAAGGAUUAUAUUCCAACCAUAACUCAGGUGUUGUCGUCAUCACAAAAGUUCAUGAGGGAGAGGAAAGAUGAAUGCAGUUUUGUAAGUUUAAGGGAUGUUGAACGUUGCAUGCAAGUGUUUGUGUGGUUCCACAAAAAUCACCCCACUUUUGAUUUGGAACUGAGAGCAUUCCUUCAAGAGGCAUAUCAGAGGAAAAAAAACGAUGAAAAGAUGUUAUCAUUUUUAUGUGACAGAGUAAUCUGGUCACUGUUGAUGGCCACUGGAGUGUGCUAUCAGUCCUGCUUGGAGGACAAAAGGCAAUAUCAGAAAACUAUCAGCCCGUUGCUUCCUGGUAAAUACAACAUACAGAGAGAAAUCCAACUCAUGCAGGACCUCCUACUCAAUGGUGUACCCAUGGGUAAUACAAUAGCCAGAAAUGAGGCUUUGAAAGAAAACUUCUUCAUGAUGGUGAUUUGUGUUGAGCUAAGAAUUCCCUUGUUUAUUGUUGGGAAACCAGGGAGCUCCAAAUCACUGUCCAAAACCCUAAUUGCAGAUGCAAUGCAGGGCCCUGCCUCACAUUCUGAACUCUACAAGAGGCUGAAGCAGAUACAUCUGGUGUCUUUCCAGUGCAGCCCUCAUUCAACACCUGAAGGAAUCAUCAACACAUUCAAACAGUGUGCCCGCUUUCAGGAAAGCAAAAACUUGGAUGAAUACAUCUCAGUAGUUGUUCUUGACGAGAUUGGAUUGGCAGAAGAUUCCCCUAAAAUGCCACUGAAAACACUGCACCCAUUACUGGAAGAAGGCUGUGUUGAUGAUGAGCCACAACCUUAUAAAAGGGUUGGGUUCAUUGGAAUUUCCAACUGGGCACUUGACCCUGCCAAAAUGAAUCGCGGAAUAUUUGUGUCCCGUGGAGAUCCAGACCAGAAGGAGCUCCGCAAAAGCGCUCAAGGGAUAUGCUCAUCUGAAGAAAGGGUUCUUCAAAAGAUCAAACACCUUUUUAACCCUUUUGCAAAAGCAUAUUUGACAGUAUGCAAAAAAGUCAGGGGUUUUUUUGGUCUGCGGGAUUUCUACAGUCUGAUAAAGAUGAUAUUUUCAAUUACUAAAAUCAGUAAUGAGAGUCCCAACGCAGAUCAAAUCACUGAAACAGUCCUGAGAAACUUCAGUGGAAAAGAUGAAGAGACUGUGAUGAGCAUAUUCAGCGAAGAACUCAAAGAUGACUUUACCAAAGCCAGCAUUACCGCCAUUGAUUUGGUCAAGAAAAGCAUCUUUCCACCCUGCCAAGUGGAAGAAAGUCGUUACCUUUUGAUCCUCACAACAAACUAUGCAGCUCUUCAGAUUCUCCAACAGAUAUUCUUCUGUCACAAAGUCUAUCCAGAGAUCAUCUUUGGGUCUAGUUUCCCAAAAGAUCAGGAGUACACGCAGAUUUGUAGGAACAUCAACCGUGUCAAGGUUUGCAUGGAGACUGGACAGACAGUUGUGCUUCUGAACCUUCAGAAUCUGUAUGAAAGUCUGUAUGAUGCUCUCAACCAAUACUAUGUGACCCUAGGGGGUCAAAAGUAUGUUGAUCUUGGAUUAGGAACACAUCGUGUAAAAUGCAGGGUUCACAAAAACUUCAGGCUCAUUGUCAUUGAAGAGAAAGAGGUGGUCUACGAGCAGUUUCCAAUCCCACUGAUCAACAGAUUGGAGAAACACUACCUUGACAUCAACAUUGUUCUUAAAAAUGAGCUGAAGGACAUUGCCAGAGAACUACAGAAGUGGGUCGAUGAUUUUCUGUCCAUGAAUGGUCAACCCUGGAAAAAGCAAUAUGCUCCAAGUGACAUCUUCAUUGGCUACCAUGCAGACACAUGCUCCUCUGUGCUCCUGCAAGUAACAGAGAAUCAAAGUCUUGAAACAGAUGCUCAGACCAUUCUGAAAAAAGCCAAAGACAUUCUGCUCAACUGUGCCACUCCAGACUCUGUUGUCCGUUUGGACAAAUCCAGACUGCCUGAUGAGGAAAGAGAACAUUUAAUGAAAAAAUAUGUUCAAGACGAGAUGCACAGUUCAUUGGGAGACUACAUUGUCUAUCACACAAAGCAGUUGGAACAGUCCCAUUUCAUCUUCACUGAGGUUACAACAUUUUCCAGGCUACUCACUGCAGUUGACACUCAACAACUGCAGAAUGUGAUAAAGCUUGAUGCUAUCAAGCUGCUCUCACUGCAACAGUUUGACACGGAGUACUCUUUCCUCAAGGAGAUCAGGGAUUUUCUUGGCUCAACACAUGCAGACAAAGUGCUCAUUAUCCAGACAGACUAUGAUGAAGACUCCCGCAGGAGGAAUAUUCUUUCCUCGGCCAAGUAUUCAUGCAUCAACGAAAUAAACAAGUGGGCCACUACUGACAACACAAAGACAUUUGUGUACUUUGUCACCAAACUUCCUCGAAUCAAGGGCGGGACCUCCUAUAUUGGCUUUCAAGGCGGUCCAUGGAGGUCUGUUCACAUUGAUGAUCUCAGAAGAUCAAAAGAGUUUGUGUCUGAUGUUCAUUCCUUGAAAAAGCUAUGUAUAAGUGAACUUUUUGAAGAUCCCCUGGAGGCCAUGAAGACAGAAGACAGCAAUGGUGUGCCACAGAAUGAUGACUCCAAUGUUUUGGAAGAUUUGUUUGAUACAACAGAUCUGACGAGGACCUGUGUGCAGAGUGCAGUGAGCAUGCUCAGAGAUGUGGCAGACAAUGGAGAACUCAGCACUAGGAGAGUUGAGAACCUGCUCACACUACUGGAUGGAAGUCAGACACAAGGUCUGUUUUCAAGCAUUGUGCGAAAGCGUCUCUACUCGCUGUUGAAGGACUAUGAAGCCAACAUCCCCAAUCCAAAAAGCUGGGUUCUAACAGAGGCGUCUAAUUUCAACGCUCUUCAAGAGGGAGGAACAUUCUUGCACACACUAUGGAGGAAAAUCCAAGCAGUUGUCACUCCACUUCUAGCCAACUUGGUCUUAGUCAUUGACCGAGAUUGCAAUUUGGACCUCCUGCUGAGUGAGUGUGAUGACAUCAAAAACCUUUGGCUUGAGAUAUUUGGGAACAAAGAGAUGCUCCAUGUACCUUAUGUAAGGGUGGAAAGCAACUCUACUGUCUUAAUGGUACAAAGCCAUAGCAUAGGUGGCGACACCAUGCGCUGUCUCAUGCCCUUCAGUUGGUGGAUCAAAGACUUCCUGGAUGGGCUCAUGAUGCAAACAUCCAGACAUGAAA
This is a messenger RNA of Etheostoma spectabile (orangethroat darter), 11501 nucleotides long. RefSeq names its product E3 ubiquitin-protein ligase rnf213-alpha. Gene Ontology annotation, cellular component: membrane; cytosol; nucleolus. Lineage: Eukaryota; Metazoa; Chordata; Actinopteri; Perciformes; Percidae. Gene Ontology annotation, biological process: sprouting angiogenesis; ubiquitin-dependent protein catabolic process; negative regulation of non-canonical Wnt signaling pathway. The record is from RefSeq and is a predicted model, not a curated record. Gene Ontology annotation, molecular function: metal ion binding; ubiquitin-protein transferase activity; ATP hydrolysis activity.